This is a messenger RNA of Populus euphratica (Euphrates poplar), 2893 nucleotides long. RefSeq names its product extended synaptotagmin-1-like. The transcript has 14 exons. Gene Ontology annotation, molecular function: lipid binding. Bases 272 to 2749 code for a protein of 825 amino acids. NCBI's taxonomy places the organism in Eukaryota, Viridiplantae, Streptophyta, Magnoliopsida, Malpighiales, Salicaceae. The record is from RefSeq and is a predicted model, not a curated record.
AUGCUUUUUCUUAUUUUCUUGACGACUUGUGGACUUUUCAUGUUACUCUCUCUCCACUAUGGAAACACAAAGUCCAGUCUCUUCAAGUUCCCAUCUUUAACCGUUAAAAUUUCCUUCCAAGCGCUUUUUGAAGGUAACGAUUCUCUCACACUUUCCAGGAAAUUAAUGGCCUUUUGUUUCAUGGGGAUAUACGGUUAACAAUGGAUCAUGGUAUAUGAGGAUAUUAUAAACAAGGAAAGUGAAGUUGUAGGUUUUGUCUUGACUUGAAAAAAUGGGAAGAAGAAAGGGUAGGGCCGGUUUCAAAGUUGAAGAGGUUUUGGAGUUCUUUAAUCAUCUCUUGGAGGAAAAGCCCUCUAUUGCUUUCUUAAUCCCCUUGCUUUUGGUUUGUUGGGGUAUUGAGAAAUGGGUUUUCUCUUUCUCCAAUUGGGUUCCUCUUGUCGUUGCUAUCUGGGCUACUUUUCGGUAUUGCAGUUAUCAACAUAGACUUCUUGUGGAAGACCUAAACAAGAAGUGGAAGCGAGUUGUAUUGAACACCUCGCCCAUAACGCCAUUGGAACACUGUGAGUGGCUGAACAAGCUGUUGAUGGAAAUUUGGACCAGCUAUAUGAACCCAAAGCUUGCAACAAGAUUCUCAUCCAUUGUUGAGAAACGUUUAAAACAACGCAGGUUGAAGCUCAUCGAAAAAAUUGAGUUGCAGGAAUUUUCACUUGGCUCAUGCCCACCUUCUCUGGGUCCACAUGGGACUUGUUGGUCAACUUCAGGUGAUCAGCGAAUUAUGAAUUUGGGUUUCGAUUGGGAUACCAGUGACAUGAGCAUUUUAUUAUUGGCUAAGCUGGCAAAGCCAUUAAUGGGAACUGCUCGGAUUGUUAUAAAUAGCCUCCACUUCAAGGGUGAGCUUCUCUUGAUGCCAGUUCUGGAUGGGAGAGCAGUAUUGUACUCAUUUGUGUCAACUCCUGAAGUAAGAAUAGGAGUUGCUUUUGGGAGUGGAGGAAGCCAGUCACUACCUGCCACAGAGCUGCCCGGCGUUUCUUCUUGGCUGGUCAAGGUUUUAACUGACACCUUAGUUAAGACAAUGGUUGAGCCUCACCGUCGUUGUUACUGUUUACCAGCAGUAGAUUUAAGGAAAAAGGCUGUUGGUGGAAUUGUAUAUGUAUCAGUCAUCUCAGCUAGAAAACUUUCUAGAAGUAACCUGAGAGGAAGCCCUUCAAGAAGGGAACAAAGUCAUUCGUUAAAUGGUAGUUUGGUGGAGCAUUUUGAUGAUAAAGAUCUGCGAACAUUUGUGGAGGUUGAACUUGGACAGUUAACAAGGAGAACAGAAGUGAGACGAGGCUCAAGCCCUAGAUGGGAUUCAACAUUUAACAUGGUCUUACAUGAAGAUACAGGAACUCUUAGGUUACAUCUUUACAACUGCCCACCCAACAGUGUGAAGUAUGAUUAUCUAGCAACUUGUGAGAUCAAGAUGAAGUAUGCUGCAGAUGAUUCAACAGCGUUUUGGGCAAUGGGACCUGACUCUGGUGUAGUUGCCAAACAUGCUGAGUUUUGUGGAAAAGAAGUUGAAAUGGUGGUUCCAUUUGAGGGAGUUACUUCAGGAGAGUUGACUGUCAAGCUUGUAGUAAAAGAAUGGCAGUUCUCUGAUGGUUCCCUUAGCUUGAACAAGUUCAAUGUUAGCUCUCAGAAGUCGAUGUAUGGAUCAUCAAAUCUUCUUUCAAGAACAGGAAGGAAGAUUAAUGUGGUUAUCAUGGAGGGAAAAGAUCUUAUUUCAAAAGAAAGAUCUGGAAAGUGUGAUCCAUAUGUUAAACUGCAAUAUGGAAAGGUCCUACAGAAAACACGGACUGCACACAGUUCUAAUCCUUUCUGGAAUCAAAAGUUUGAAUUUGAUGAGAUAGUAGAUGAUGGAUGCCUUAAGAUUAAAUGCUACAGCGAAGAAACCUUUGGAGAUGAAAACAUUGGUAGUGCACGAGUAAAUUUAGAAGGUUUGCUGGAGGGAUCAAUCAGGGACAUAUGGGUUCCCCUUGAAAGAGUGAAUUCAGGAGAAUUAAGGCUUCAAAUAGAAGCAGUCAGAGUCAAUGACUCUGAAGGAUCACGGGGUUCUGUCUCAGGUUCAUUCAAUGGUUGCAUUGAACUUAUCCUUGUUGAAGCAAAAGAUCUUAUUGCUGCUGAUAUUAGAGGGACAAGUGAUCCAUAUGUGAGGGUGCAUUAUGGAAGCUUGAAGAAGAGAACAAAGGUUAUGUACAAAACUCUGAAUCCUCAAUGGAAUCAGACCUUGGAGUUCCCUGAUGAUGGCAGUCUCUUGGAGUUGCAUGUGAAAGACUAUAAUGCCUUGCUUCCAACCUAUAGUAUAGGUGAUUGUGUUGUAGAGUAUCAGGGAUUGCCUCCAAACCAGACUUCUGAGAAGUGGAUACCUCUCCAAGGAGUAACAAGGGGAGAGAUCCACGUUCGGAUAACUAGGAAAGUUCCAGAACUACAAACAAGAAGCAGUUUGGAGGCUGAUGCAUCUUUAACCAAAUCACACCAAAUUUCUAACCAGAUGAAACAAUCGAUGAUCAAGUUGCAGUCUUUGAUUGAGGAUGGCAACCUGGAGGGACUCUCGACAGUCCUGAGCGAGAUGCAAAGCCUAGAGGACAUGCUAGAAGAGUACACGGUACAGCUCGAGACUGAGCAAAUGCUUCUACUGAACAAGAUAAAGGAGCUUGGUCAGGAAAUUAUGAGCUCAUCAUCUUCCUUGAGCACAAGAUCUUCUGGAUUUUGAUGACCCAUGUUAGUUUACUCUCUACACAUAACUAAUUACACUUUAGUAUUAGAGGGGGGGCCCAACUAUAUUGUAUUAUGUGAAGCUUAUAAACUCAGAUCAUGAGUAUCAAGUAAAUAAAUCGGGCCUUCACGUUUCACAAUA